Molecule: messenger RNA, 2524 nt
Organism: Cherax quadricarinatus
Lineage: Eukaryota; Metazoa; Arthropoda; Malacostraca; Decapoda; Parastacidae
Molecular function (GO): Hsp90 protein binding
Source: RefSeq, a predicted model, not a curated record
CGUAAAUAAUACUUAUAUGUAAGAAUUUUCUUAUAUAAUAAGGUUAGGUUCGUAUCUGCGCCUCGUGGAGAUAAACAAGGGCGAUCGAAGAUGUCAACAAAUACCGAAAAAGUAACUGAAUUAAGAGAAAGAGGAAAUGAGUGUGUCCGGGCUGGUAAUUAUGCAGAGGCAAUAAUACAUUAUUCACAUGCCAUCAAGAGUGAUAGUUCCUCUCCGCAACUCUACAGUAACCGUUCCUAUGCUUUCCUCAAACUUCAGCAAUAUUACCAUGCACUUGAAGAUGCCAAUGAAGCUAUCCGACUUGAUCCUGGGUGGGCAAAGGGAUAUUUUCGACGAGGAGAGGUUGAGUUUGCUACUAGUCACUUUGGCCAGGCAUUGGAGUCAUACCGUCGGGCAUCCCAGUUGCAGAAUGACCCAACAUUACUGGAGUGUGUUUUGAGAGCAAACAGGGAAAUGACUCGCCAACAAAAGGUAGACCAACAGACACCCUGGGUUGGUGCAGGUAUUGGACUCAUCCUUGGUGUGUUGGUUGUUGUAGGAGAUGCAAUCAUUGCUAAGGAAUCAGUUCUCACACACCCUAUCCUUCAGUCAGUUGUUACGAUCAUGUUUUCACUGCUGGGCUUGGGACUUGGUUUUUGCUACAGAAUAUAUAAUCAGAAUCAGCGAAAGGCAUUAUUAGAGCCUCCACUUGACUUUUUAGGUAUUGACGAUGGGGAUGCUAGAAAUGGAGUGAGUGGAGCAAGAGAAAAAGUUGGCAGUGGAGAUGAGGGUGAGGAGCGACGCCAUCACCCACGGUACAACAAGGCCCAGGCUCGUCACCGCUACAAGAAAGGCAAAUCGUAGAGAAUCGCCCAGCCAGUAAUAGAAUUUGUUUUAUGUAAUUAUAGAAGAAUAUGGGAUUUUUAAGUGAUCUACUUAAGGUAUGCACAUUUUUUCAAAUGUGAAAAUAUGUUCAUUUACACUAUUUCAUGCUCAGAAAGGGUUAAGAAAUAAAUUCAGGGUAUAACAUAAAAUACAAAAUUUUUUGUUACAGCUCAUUAUAAUCUUUGUGCAAAUUUUAAUAAAUAGCUAAGAAUUUGAAGACUGCAUCCUUGGAAUCUUCUUAGCUGUCAUGAAAAUGAAGUAAUAUGUGAUAUUAGAGUUUCAACUUUGUCUCCUUUAACUCACAUUAAGGCAAUGAAAAGUAAAUACUAUACUACAGUAAUUUCAAAUGUAAGAAUUGCUAUUAAGCAGAGAAUCUGUGGCUGAUUGUGGCAUAAUAAGUUAUUAAAGAACUUAGGUUCUUAUGCUAUUGUCACUACUCUCUCUUUAGAGUUAUUCUUUCUUUUUUUCACUGUUUCCUACAGGCUGAUAGAUUAUAGGAUUUUUAAAUUGUAAUUAAAUGUAGGUCUACAUUGUCAGAAUUUUAUUAAUACGCUCUCAAGAUUUUCCAUGCAGCAGUAUGUCAUGGAAGUAAAGGUGGAAAACAUUUCAUAAGUUGUCUUUAUAUUGUAAAUGAUGGUAAAGUGCAUCUGCAUAUCAUCAAGCUACUUUUGACAAUUUUGUUUUAUUAUGGUGUGACUUUUAAUAAUUUGGGUUUACCUGGAGUUGUUUCCAGAGAUCAUCCCUACCCACCCCACAGCCUGGUCUCGGACCAGGCUCUUGGUUGCUGGCCUAAUUGCUCCAGCUGUUAGUGCCUGCAGUCCAAUGCAUACACCACAGCCUAGCUAAUCAGGAACUGUUUUUGAGGAAUCUGCCGAGUUCCCUCUUGAAGACAGCUAGGGGUUUGUUGGCAAUCCCCCUUAUGCAUGAAGGGAGGGUGUUGGAGUCAUGGUCACUUAACACUUAUUGAGUUUUGUGUACUUGUAGCAUCCUUGCUUUUCUUGGAGAUAUCCUGCACCCUGUGCCAAGCCUCUUGUGUUCGUAAGUAGUAAUUUUGGUGUGUAGGUUUGGGACCAAACCCUUUGUUAUCUCCCAGGUGUAGAUUUUGAUGUAUCUUUUUCUCCUGUAUUAUGGUUGUCUCUCACCUACUAUCCCGCACAUUUCACUGCAAGUUACACCGCUGAAAUAUAAUACAACAUAAAAUCAGGUAAAUAUCAGAUUUGUAAGUUUGGAUUCAUCAAGGUUCUUAAGAGAUUUACACUCUUCAUCAUUUUGUGGGUUUAGAAAGCAAUUUCUGCAGCUUGUUUUUCAGUCAUUGCAGUGUAGCUAUAACAGUUUCUUGGAUUCUUUGUUACUGAAAGUAUAACUUAGAGUUGUUUACAUGUUAGAAAAACAGAAAGACAAAAUCGUAGCAGAAAUUUUGAGUUUUAAAAGAUGAAUUACUUGGGAAAGGCUUAUAGUGAAGGAGCUUACAAUUCUUAAUUAAUUUUAAUUUUUCCAGCAAUGACUGCAUGUGUAGAGUGCAGUUUCUCUGCUUUUGAAACAAAUUAUCAACAAAAAUUCUUAAGGUCAAGAAUGAUUGCAAAUCUUUGCCCCUCUAUUAUUUGAAAAAAAGAAUUACAGCAUUGCAAAAACUUUAGAGCAAGUCAGAAUUUUACAGCAA